Molecule: messenger RNA, 629 nt
Organism: Puccinia graminis f. sp. tritici CRL 75-36-700-3
Lineage: Eukaryota; Fungi; Basidiomycota; Pucciniomycetes; Pucciniales; Pucciniaceae
Exons: 6
Coding region: 69-629 (186 amino acids)
Source: RefSeq, a predicted model, not a curated record
UUUCCAUGCUGUGCUGCCUUUCUUGACUUUUUUUUUCCAACAUCUGCUCUUCCAAGACUGAAAGCGCGAUGCCCAUUCAGUGUAUCCAAACACUGAAAUGCUGGUUGGCCCUUUCCGUUAUGGGGCUUGCAAUUUUAGGAUGUUUGGGACAAGAGCCGGACAGGAUUCCUGGUAGAAAUGUCACAUCCAACUCACUCGCGGAUAAGAAAGGAUGCUUCAUCGUAGAUCCGUUGAAACUUCCACCUCAGUUGAAGACAAACCCAAAUAUUGUUUGCACUCAAGAUGGCUCCAUGUCCAUUCCACCAAUCCCGGACUUGUUCUUCGAAGGAAUCAAAUAUUCAUCUAUAGAUUUUGCGAGGGAUACGCAAAACUCACCCGCAGGGUUUGCGCUCAAAAGAUUCAAAGCAUCCAAAACAGAUGGACCAGAAAAAUUAGCAUUCCUGAAAACAUCUCAACAACUCUACGACUCUGUGUGGAUGGGGUUAAGAAGCGAUGACUUGAAGAAACAUAAUCGGCCGAUCAGAGAGUUGGAAACACUGGAAUCCGAUCUUCCAGCGAUAGAAGCAGCUUUGGCACAUGAUGCAGGCCCUCAAAAAGUGCUUCCAAUGUGGUGUGAAGGACAGUUAUAA